AUGAAACACAAAAUAAAUAAUAGCUUGCAACAUGGACUCGGCGGCCAUUGCCAUGGCUGUUGGCAGCAGCAGCUCUGGUCCCGGCAGCAGCAGCAGCGCGAGCAGCGGUUACGGCAGCGCCACAACCACGCCCACAACGCCCUUGGGCGCGGGUCAUUAUGAGACAACAGCGACAAUAGCCACAGUGGCGCCUUUCUAUAGCGAAGCCUUGACCAGUCUCGAUGCACAGCGACAACAGCAGCAGCUGCAGCUGCAGCAACAGCAGCUGCAACAACAGCAGCUGCAGCAGCAGCAGCAACAGCAGCAGCAGCAACAAACGCAUUUCUAUCAACAGAAUUAUAAUUAUGGCAAUGCAAUGAGUUUGGAUGCUUACAAUUAUAAUGCCUACAACUAUAAUGCGCCUCCAAUGGGCGUGGGAGUGGGUGGCUAUCAGGGCGUGGCUAGCAGCAGCAGCAAUCGCUAUGAUAAAAUGCCUAAAUAUAGCAACAGCAGCAGCAAUAUGAGCAGCAGCAGCAACAUAAGCGUAAGCAACAACAGUAACAAGCCGCAGGCGGCUGCCACGCCCUUUUAUGCGCAGCCACCACAAGCAAUGAGCGCGUACCCAAGCAACAAUCAUGCAUAUGAAGCGUAUAAAUAUAAGUUGCCUAUGCAGCAGCAACAGCUACCGACGCAGCAGCCACAACAACAGUUGCCAACGCUUGAGCCCAACUAUGCUGCAGUUAAGCCAAGCAGUCGCUAUCAGAAUAUAAAUGGCAGCGCUGCGGCGCAAGGACAUGCAGCUUAUUAUGACAAGUAUGCAAUGAGCUUGUAUGCACCCAAUGCUGGGCUGAACUUUGGCGCUGCUGCGCCGCUCUACAGUCCGCCGCAGCUGAGUCCGGAGAACGCUUAUCGCAAGCCACAAGCAGCAGCAGCAGCCAAUUGCCAUUGGAACAUGGACUACAAUGCAGCCAAUUGUCGUGCUGCUGCUGCCAACAAUGUGCCACACGCCAGCAGCAGCGACUAUUAUUACAAUAAGUAUGCCACGCCUACAGCAGUGCCGCCCUACGGCAGCAGCAGCAGCGUUUAUCAAGCGCCGCCAAGCUACGCCAAUACGCGUGGCAUGUGGCAUGCAGAGCAUGCAGCGUCGAAUCAGCGGCAAAGCUGCUGCACGCAGCCAUAUGCACAACAAAGUUGCUACUAUACGCGCAGCAACAGCAGCAACUAUGUGCAGCCGCCGCCAGCAGCAGCAGCAGUGAAUGCGCCAGCAACUGUGCCCUAUGUGGCAAGCAAACUGAAGCAUGCCACCGAGCUAUAUGCGCCCUAUGAGCCUGCCUACCAACAUAGCUACAACAGCAGCAGCAACAUUAACAGCAGCAAUCAACAGAAUCAGCGCUAUAUGAGCAUGGGCAUGGGCAUGGGCAUGAGCAUGGAUGUUAAUGCUGCUGCUGGUGGCUACUACAAUGAUCUCAAUAGCUUGGAAAGCUAUCAGCGCACAGCAGCAGCAGCACCGCAGCAAGCAGCAGCCGACUAUCAAUAUCGCAAGCGUGCUGCAGCGCCCGCAAUGCUGCAGCCCAACAACAACAUUGCCAACAACAUGAGCAACAUUAACAGCUGCUACAUGCAGCAGCAAGUGGACAACUUUGGCUAUGAGCUGCCACAUUAUGUGCCCAGCUCGAAUAUACGUGACUUCUUUACCAGCUGGAAGGACGAUGAGGAGGAAGCUGCAGCGCAGCAGCCGCCGCCAAACGUAGCGCAAGUUGAGCCCGAGUUGCAGCAGCAGCAGCAGCAGCAGCUGGUGGCAGUGGUGGCGCCUGUCAAUAGCUUUAUGUAUGAAACGCUAGCGCCUGCAGGACCUGUAGCUACAGCUGUGCUGCCGCCGCAAAAGGACACGCUAAAUGUUGCUGACAGCUUUGGCAGCUUUGAUGUUGAAAAGGAACUGGACGAGCUGCGUCUAAAGCAAACAGAAUCAGAGUUUGAGCUAACUGCAACGCCUGUGGCUGAGACAGCAGCGCUGGCAGCAAUGCUCAGCGAACAGGAGCAACCACUAGCGCUGGCGCUGCCACUGCACAGUCCCAUGCUGGCCGAGUCCAACAUUGACUUUGAGCAGCACAACAGCAACAGCAACGAGUCAACAUUUGCCAAGGAAUACGAAACAUUUAUACACAAAAUUGGCGGCAGCGAAAGCGAAUCAGAGCAGCAGCAAACAGACGCAGCCGAUGCCAAGCGCUUUAAGUUCUACAAACGCAAGCGCAGGACAACGGAGCCUGCCGAGCAGCAGCUGCAGCCAGUGGCGCCAGCCAAACUAACAGCCAAAGCUGCAGCACGCGCUAGUCGCCGCUUGUUGGCGCGCAGACGACGCAAUCGCAUGAAAAUGUUGCAAAUACUGGAGUUUGAAAGUCCCAAGAGCAAGCAUCAUUUCUAUUUUCGCUGCUUGCAGCUGCUGCGGCGACGCUAUGCGCUGGCAGCAACACGCGCGCAGCGACUGCAGCGCAUGCGCAAGCAGCUGGCGCUGUGGGCAGAGCGACGCCUGCCGCUCAUAAAGCGACAAUCGGCAAAGCAUUACAAGCAGCAGCAGCAGCAGCAGCUGCUGACGCUGCAAAGUGCGCGCAGCUUGAAAUGCUUGAGUGUUAAUGCUUUAAAUACAAGCGCGUUUCGCGCUAGUUUGCUGCUGGAAACAGCACGCGAGACGGUUAUCAAAAGCGGCUAUGCCAUGCGUGAGCAACACAAGACUGAGCAGCAGCAGCAACAGCAGCAGCAGCAGCAGCUGUUGCUGGAGCAGGAGGAGCUUAGCCAGCAAUCGAUUGAAACAGAGUUGAACUUCAAAGGCUUCGAUGAUGUGCAGCAUGCAAAUUUGUCACCCAAAGUGCUGCUGCGUGUGGCGUCUCCUCCACAAGAGCAGCAGCAACAAAAGCAGCUGCAAAUACAAACUUGGCUGCAACAGCAGCCGCCAACAGCAGUCAGCAGCAGCAACAUUAUAUGCUUAAGCUCAAGCAGCAGCAGCUCAAGCUCAAGCUCAAGUUCAAGCAGCAGCUGCAGCUCAAGCAGCAGCAGCUCAGCCAGCUCUGUGGCAAGUGAUUUUAAUGAGUUAGCAGCGCUGCAAAAAGAAUUAUCACAGCAGCCUGAAGAGCUUGCACUGGGUGUUGUUGUUGCUGAGCAGCAAGUUUCAAACAAUGACAUAGCCAAGCUUAAGCAAAUACUGGAAAGCGACAAUGAUGAAGAGCAAACACAGCAACCACAGCAGUUGCUAGUUGACAGCAACAUACCAAAGCUAAGUGACCUUAGUAAAAUUGCCUUAAAUAGUUCCUUAAACACUAGCGAAUUAGACUUAAGUAAACCAACAGCAGCAGCAACAGCAGCAACACGUGAGCUAAGCGUUGAAGAAGCUUUAGCUGAAAUGUAUCAACAAAUUGGCGUUGCCUCCGAUGCCGAAGACUACGAAGUGGAGUCGAACAAGGAUUUGGUUGCCAAUGCAGCUGCACAGGAUGUGCUGCUUAUAAAUCUAGCAGAUAUAUUUGAUAACAACAGCAGCGAUUUGUAUGUAGUGCAAUGCGAUAUGAAUGAAAAUAUACUAAGUGUUGUUAGCGACGAACAGCAGCAACAAGAACACAACACUUUGCAGCUUAUAGAGCUGCUGGCACAGCCCGAAGCAGCAGCAGCAGCAGCAGCUACAGUUGAGGAUACUCCCUUAAUACAUCAUGAGGAAGUAGUGCGCGAUGAUUAUAAAUCCUUUGAGCGCGCGCAGUUUUUAAAAUAUCUGCAUAGCAAAUAUGUGCAGGGCAAUAUAAGCAGCAACUAUUAUGCGCAGCGAGUGCUAAAGAAGUACAAAAGGCGCUGGCAGCGCAAAAAAGUUAAUAACAAAGCUUAGAGUGGGCGUGGCGACUGUCAGCAACUGCUGCUGCUGCUGCUGCAGUUGCGUGUUGCACAUGGCGUGCCUAAUGGAUUUUAAACUAAAGCACACACACACAUACACAUACAAUCAUUAAUGCAGAAUCUCGAAAGACUUGUUUAUGUAAAUCAAAAUUUGUAUUUUGUUGCGCUACAAUAACAAUAUAAUUAUAUUGUAA
Drosophila busckii is the source of this 4043-nucleotide messenger RNA. RefSeq names its product J domain-containing protein DDB_G0295729. The transcript is spliced from 3 exons. Bases 32 to 3844 code for a protein of 1270 amino acids. Lineage: Eukaryota; Metazoa; Arthropoda; Insecta; Diptera; Drosophilidae. The record is from RefSeq and is a predicted model, not a curated record.